CUAGCUCACUCACUACGACCUCGCUCGCUGGGGAGACAACUCGGGAGGAUUAAGGACUGAUUAGCACACAUCAUCAUUGAGGUUGAAAGACUAACGAGCUCGAUCUCUCUUGACUUGAGGUCGACAGAGAGGAGAGGGGACGAGUGAGCUUGACAGGAAUGGAAGGGCAGUUUGGUUGGGGGAGAGAGGAGGGAGGGUGGAGGAAAGGGCCAUGGACGGCGCAGGAAGAUAAGCUCCUGGUCGAGUACGUCAGGCAGCAUGGAGAAGGGAGGUGGAACUCUGUCGCCAAGCUGACUGGUCUGAAGCGAAGCGGCAAGAGCUGCCGACUUCGGUGGGUGAACUACCUGAGGCCCGACCUGAAGAGAGGCAAGAUCACGCCGCAGGAGGAGAGCGUCAUACUCGAGCUCCACGCCCUGUGGGGAAACAGAUGGUCGACGAUCGCGCGCAGCCUGCCGGGUCGGACGGACAACGAGAUCAAGAACUACUGGCGGACGCACUUCAAGAAGGGCAAGCCGUCCAAGAACAUCGAGCGCGCCAGGGCGCGGUUCCUCAAGCAGCGGCGCGAGAUGCAGAGCCAGCUGCUGCUGCAGGGACAAGAUCAUCACCAGCAGAAGGAGAAACAGCCCGAUCACCACCACGACGACGACGACGACGACGACAAGGACACCAGCAGGGACAGGGAGGCAGCAGCGCCGGCGGCCGUUUCACUGGCGCAGCAGAACGAGGAGGACCUGCGGAUGCUGCAGCAGGACAUGGACGACCUGCUGUUCCAGUUCUGCCCAAUGGCCUCCUGCACCUCCUCCUCCUGCCUCCUCCCCGGCGGCGGCAGCUGCGCCUCCGUCGUCAGCGCGUCGGCGAGCGAGGAGGGGUCCAGCGGGGAUCACCAGCUCGACGGCGGCGCCACGUGGGGGUGGGGCAGCCUGUGGAACCUCGACGACGUGGUGGAUGACGUCGAUGGCGGCGCCUGCGGCUGGGACGACAGCAGCUUCCCUUUGCUGCAGGAUCAAGGGCUCGCUUUCUACUAGCAGCUGCUAACUGUGUACCCUACAAAUUUAUAUAGUACAAUUAGAUGUUCUCUUUUCGUCUUCGACUGCUUUCUGCUGCGGCCAAUGUGUGGAGGGUGAGAGCGAGAGGCCACUCUGAUUGUUGCGUUGGAUAAGGAUGCAACACCAACCAAAGCCCACUUCGAGCGAGCAGCAUGUCUUCAUGACUUGUUUAGCUCGUCUUUAACCACCUUUUUUCCAAGAGGGAUGAGAGAGUUUUUUCUCUUUUUUUUAGAAAAAAGGAGAUAUAAGAUCAUGGUGUGUUGAAAGUGCAACUUAGCUCAUGUACUUCCAUUUUACAUCCCCAACCUCAACAUGUGUAUUUAGGGGCAUAGUUAUGCUGCCUUUGAGUUCUCCAAUAUGUAUCUUCAAGAAUUUGUUAGUGUAUCUCCAAUAAUAGUAGUGGAACUAUAGUGGCGAUGCGGAACAAUGCAAGGGACCGAAGAGUCAAGGGAGCAGGGUUCUAAAAUAGAUCAAAAUAGCACAACUAUAUUUUCAUUAUAGCUUUUUCAUAGGAUCUACUACUAUGAUAUUGUUAACAGUUCAGCUAUUUUCACUAA
Molecule: messenger RNA, 1603 nt
Organism: Sorghum bicolor (sorghum)
Lineage: Eukaryota; Viridiplantae; Streptophyta; Magnoliopsida; Poales; Poaceae
Product: transcription factor MYB51
Exons: 3
Coding region: 159-1025 (288 amino acids)
Biological process (GO): regulation of DNA-templated transcription
Cellular component (GO): nucleus
Molecular function (GO): DNA-binding transcription factor activity; sequence-specific DNA binding
Source: RefSeq, a predicted model, not a curated record